Molecule: messenger RNA, 2133 nt
Organism: Perca flavescens (yellow perch)
Lineage: Eukaryota; Metazoa; Chordata; Actinopteri; Perciformes; Percidae
Gene: kazna
Product: kazrin, periplakin interacting protein a
Exons: 12
Coding region: 642-2132 (496 amino acids)
Source: RefSeq, a predicted model, not a curated record
CGCUGUCGCACACACGGAUUACUGAGCUGCGAGUCCCCGGUGUUUUCGGACAAUUUUCAAGUAGUGUGCAUCGAACCCAAGUUAGUGGAAACAGGCUAUGUAAUUGAUAUAUUCAUUGUAAACUACAACAACACGGGAGAAUGGGGAAAAAAAGUACGUAAACAGUGAGGCAGCGAGAGAGUGACUGCAACUUUGACGCUAGCUAGCCCUGCUAGCAUCAGGAAUCAAUUAACCUGCAUCUGCUCCAGCCAUGUUAACGUUAGCCAAUUAGUUAGUGAGCACCCAUGAGUCUGGUCUUCAGUAACGUUAUAGAGGAAAAAACACACAAACAAACACCUGAUUUAAGUUUAUUAUUAUGUAGAAGCCUAGCUGGAGAGGAAACCUAAAAGGAGAGGUUUGCCAGGAACACACAAGGGCAAGAACAGGGAAACAAAAACAGGAUGGCUCUCAGGCCGACAUGGAACAUUCUGGAGCAGAAGGGCGUUGACAGAGAAAGUCAGUGACAGUGUGACAGGAGGAAACCGUGUUCUUCCACUGUGUUCCAUCUCUGUUGUUCCUGCUCAAAAAGAGGCUGGCAAUAGAUCCACCAAAGAAGAACUGUGCAGUCUCUGAACAGCCUGAAUGACCAGAUUGCAAGCAUCAUGGUGACUGGACCCAAGCCCCUGGAGCAGGAGCAGCCUGUCUUUCCUCCCCCUGAGAAGGAGCCACUGCAGAAGUCCAUGACCCUGAUGAGGCACCUCCUCGUGGAUGCACAGGCAAAAAUCCUGAAAAUGAUGGAUGACAACAAGCAGUUGGCCCAGCGCAUUGAUGGGGCCAUUCAGUCCGCCAGCCAGGAGGUGACCAACCUGCGGUCAGAGCUGAGCGCCACCAGCCGCAGACUGGCCGAGCUGGGGGCAACCGACUCUGCCAGCGUGCUUGAGACCCUGCAGCACAACCACAAUGAUCCCUCUUCCCACCCGAGGCAGAAGCCGCCAGCCACUGACCUCUGCUACAAGACUGAAAUCAGCAGUCUAAUGGACUUCAACUCCCCGGAUGCUACUCUGGACAAAGUCCUGCUGCGUGAGGAGGUGGCCCAGCUCCAGGAGGAGGUGCACCUGCUGCGGCAGAUGAAGGACAUGUUGAGUAAGGACCUGGAGGAGACCCAGGGCGGCUGCUCGGCCGACGUGCUCUCCGCCACCGAGCUCCGCGUGCAGCUGGCCCAGAAGGAGCAGGAGCUGGACAGAGCCAAGGAGGCUCUGCAAGCCAUGAAGUCGGACCGUAAGCGUCUGAAGGCGGAGAAAGCAGACCUGGUGAACCAGAUGCAGCAGCUUUAUGCCACACUGGAGAGCCGGGAAGAGCAGCUCCGCGACUUCAUACGCAACUAUGAGCAGCACAGAAAAGAGAGCGAGGAUGCGGUGAAGGCACUGGCCAAAGAGAAGGACCUGCUGGAGAGAGAGAAGUGGGACCUGCGGCGGCAAACCAAGGAAGCCACGGAGCACACGGGGAUGCUGCGCUCCCAGCUCGACCUCAAGGAGAACCGCAUAAAGGAGCUGGAGGCUGAACUGGCCAUGAUGAGUAACUGUGUCAAUCAGAGAAUGGAGUACCGGAUGUUUGAGCGGGUUGCAGACAGGGACUACUCGCCUAGGGUCAUGGCGGCCAAACAGUCACUAGCCACCCUGACCAAGGACGUGCCCAAGCGUCACUCCCUGGCCAUGCCCACGGAAACGGUUGUCAACGGCAACAACCAGGAGUGGGUGAUGCAUGCUGACCUUCCCCUGACUGCUGCCAUCAGACAGAGUCAGCAGACCCUCUAUGUCCACACGGGGCAUCCCACUGACAGACAAGUGGCUGCCGUGCGGGUGAGCCCAUGCCACUUGCGUCAGCCUUCCGUCAUCUCCGACGCCUCGGCCGUGGAGGGAGACCGGUCAUCCACACCCAGUGACAUCAACUCACCACGCCAUCGGACUCACUCCCUCUGCAAUUCCCUAGAAGAUCUGGAGGAGGCGAAGCGUAAGAAGAAGAAAGAGAAGAUGGGGUUGGGCUCUCUGUCGCGGGUCUUCGCCCGGGGAAAGCAGCGCAAGUCCCUCGACCCUGGUUUGUUUGAUGGUACUUCAACGCCUGAUUAUUACAUAGAGGAAGAUGCAGACUGGUAAA